This is a messenger RNA of Notothenia coriiceps (black rockcod), 1767 nucleotides long. Its product is annotated as probable G-protein coupled receptor 144. The record is from RefSeq and is a predicted model, not a curated record. Lineage: Eukaryota; Metazoa; Chordata; Actinopteri; Perciformes; Nototheniidae. Gene Ontology annotation, molecular function: G protein-coupled receptor activity. Bases 1 to 1767 code for a protein of 588 amino acids. Gene Ontology annotation, biological process: adenylate cyclase-activating G protein-coupled receptor signaling pathway; cell surface receptor signaling pathway. The transcript has 15 exons. Gene Ontology annotation, cellular component: plasma membrane.
AUGUGCCGCAGGAUGAAGGGCAGUGAGGUGAGUCAGAGGGGCAGAGAGGCGCUGAAUGGGGGGGACUCCCACAGCUCCAGCAGAGCAGUCCACCAGCAGAUGGAGCUGCAGGGCUGCAGGACCCUGCAGGGCGGCUCAGAUCAGCCCCCCCUCCUCGGCCUGACAGACUGCUCUGAUCAACUGCCAUUCAUCUGCCGGAGCAGCAGAGAGCGCUUCCUGAAGAUGAAGCAGAUCAUUGACUCUCAGACCUCGCAGCCCACAGCCUUCAUGAACCAGCUGAUGAAGCUGUCCAACCACAGCCAGGCAGUGCUGGGGCAGCAGCCGUCGGGGCGGGGCAGCCUGUCCCAGGUGUCCGCCCUGCUGGAGGUCUCUGUGCAGGCCCUGCAGGACACGCAGCAGGAGGGACUGCAGCCGGCGGACAUGGUGUCCCUCAUCCAGCUGCUGUCUCUGGCUGCUUACGUCCCCACACAGCCCCCCACCAAGGAGACCUCCGUCCAGGAGCUCAGCCAGCACUUCAUCAGCGUGGCGGACAGCAUCAUCAGCGCAGACAACGCCCUCAAGUGGCAGGCCAUCAAAGAGGUGGUGAACGGACCCAUGGAUGUGGUCAACACCAUUGACCAGAUGGUGACCAGCCUGAGUGCCAGCUUAAUGGCAGAGACUGAUCACAUGACCAUUCUCAAACCCAACAUCAAGCUGGAGGUGCAGCAGCAGUGGCUGCGGGGGGGGUCCAGAGGGUCCUCAGAUUCCAGAGGGUCCAGCUUCUGUGGGCCCGAGACAGAGAGACUCACCAACCUGGACUGUAUUUCAGUUCCAAAUCAGAAAAUACAGGAUCUCCAUAACAACGGUUUCCAUAAGCUCACGUUGGUCAACACGUGGUACGGCUCUCUGCGGCCGCUAUUCAAUCGUGAGGAGAACAUCACCAUGGUUCCUACGGUCACUGACGGCAGCCAGAGGUAUUUGGGCACCGUGCUGGGCUCCUCUGUCAUAUCCACCACAGUGCUGGGAGACGACCAGCCGCUCAGCACAGCCGUUCACUUCCAGCUCCAGCACAGAGUUCAGAAUCCCACUGGAACUGUGUAUGAUCCAGUGUGUGCCUUCUGGGAUUUUGAUCUCAAUCCUGAAGCCGGUGGGUGGUGGAAUACCAAAGGCUGUGAUGUCGUGUCCAAACAUUAUGGAUACACCGUGUGCUACUGCAACCACACCACCAACUUUGCAUUGCUGUUGCAGGUUUAUGAAGCCCAGAGGAGCCCGGAGAAUGAAAAAGCUCUGCAGGUGCUGACGUUCAUUGGCUGUGGAGUGUCUCUGUGUGGCCUCCUCUUCACCUUCAUCCUCUUCAUUGCUGUGGGUGUCCCUAAAUCAGACCGUACCACCGUCCAUAAGAACCUGAUAGUGGCUCUGAGCGUGGCUGAGCUGCUGCUGAUGUGCAGUGACUGGGCGUCUGCCAAUGAGGCAGCGUGCUUCAUGGUCACCGCCCUGCUCCACCUCUUCUUCAUGGCCUCCUUCUCCUGGAUGCUAGUGGAAGGUCUGCUGCUCUGGAGCAAAGUGGUGUCGGUAAACAUCAGUGAAGACCGCAGGAUGAAGCUCUACUACAUCAUUGGCUGGGGACUACCUGUUCUCAUAGUUGGUGUCACACUGGCCGUAUCAGUGGAUGAGUAUAAGGCAGAGGAUCACUGCUGGCUCAACGUGAAGACUGACACCAUCUGGGCCUUUGUGGGACCGGUUAUAUUUGUCUUGGCGGUAUGUAAUCACUGUGUAAUUAUCUGUUAA